Spodoptera exigua (beet armyworm) is the source of this 2640-nucleotide messenger RNA. Lineage: Eukaryota; Metazoa; Arthropoda; Insecta; Lepidoptera; Noctuidae. The record is from the annotation of a GenBank genome assembly.
ACAGACAUUUUGUUCAUUGUGACAGUGACAGAAUAUAGCAGAAACAAGCCAAUUAUUCUGGAAAAUUAUUUAUGUUUUUCUAGAAAAUGAACGACAACGAAGAUGAGCUGACCACAUUUUGUGAUUCGGCGGCAUCUCUUGUCGAAGGAUGUCGUCUGCCUGUGCGUAUGCAAGGAGGUGAUGACUGGCCUUUAGCUGAAAUUAUAAGUAUUAAAGAAAUACGUGGACAAAGAGGAUAUUAUGUGCACUAUGUGGACUUUAACAAACGUCUCGAUGAGUGGGUGGGUGAAUCCUGGUUGGACACGAGAAAGGUACAGUUUCCAAGAAGAGAUGGAGUGUCAACGGGGGGAACAACAACUCCAAAGAAGACUCACAUUGGAUCAGGAGGUGGCGUCAUGCCCAAUUUUAUUAAUGACACUGUCUGCAAUGAAAGUCAGAAGUCUAGUACCAUACCGAGUAGACCUACUAUUGCGAACCAACAAGUUCAGCCAAGUCCACCCCAACCUAAAGUUCAUGAGAAAGCCCAUUUAAAUGCACUCAAUGGUUCAACGCCAAAAAAUGCACUCGGUGUGGUUGCCGGUGAGCCGCGUCAGUUGGUGUCUCGUCCAGCAAGCCCAACGUUGGGCAACGACUCGUCGUCGCUCGUCAAUGGCGGAGCUGUACUUGCGGCUGCUUUGCAGAAGAAAAUGAAUAGGAAACGGAAAGCGCCAUCUAUAGACAAUGAAGAGCCCAAGCAAAAUUCUAAAACUUUUCAGGCGGAACCAGUUCCGUCUGUUGAGAAUGAAGGGAGUGAGAACACGGCUAGUGGCACCGCCACCCCUACCACUAGGCCGAGGCAGUCGGGCAGUAUGGUCGCUCAUGGACACGACGACCUUGUCACACGUAUGAAGAAUAUUGAGAUGAUUGAAUUAGGAAGGAAUCGGAUACGACCGUGGUAUUUCGCCCCUUAUCCUCAGGAAAUGGUUAACCUGCCUUGUAUUUACAUAUGUGAAUUCUGUUUGAAGUACAGAAAAAGUAAAAAGUGCCUUGAAAGACAUUUGAUCAAAUGCAAACUAAAACACCCACCCGGCAAUGAAAUAUACCGCAAAGGCAGUAUAUCAUUUUUCGAGAUAGACGGACGAAAAAACAAAUGUUACGCUCAGAAUCUCUGUUUACUAGCCAAACUGUUCUUGGACCAUAAAACAUUGUACUACGAUACGGACCCUUUCUUAUUCUACGUUAUGACAGAAUUUGAUGCCAGAGGAUUUCACAUAGUAGGAUACUUUUCUAAAGAGAAGGAGAGUACAGAAGACUACAACGUCGCUUGUAUACUGACACUGCCUCCAUACCAAAGGAAAGGUUAUGGAAAACUUCUUAUAGAAUUUAGUUACGAAUUGUCAAAGUUUGAAGGGAAGACUGGAUCACCCGAGAAACCUCUAUCCGAUCUUGGUUUGUUGUCGUACAGGAGUUACUGGGCUCAGACUAUAUUGGAUAUUCUUACACACAUCAAACCGGUCGGAGAUAACGAAAAACCCAUUAUUACCAUCAACGAGAUCUGCGAGCUAACCAGCAUAAAGAAAGAGGAUGUUAUAAGUACACUACAGAAUUUGAACCUUAUAAACUACUACAAGGGCCAAUAUAUUAUAUCGGUCAAUGAGGUGAACUAUCAUUUUAUUUUAAAACUCAAGCGAAUGUAUUUAUCGUGAAUUUGAUAUGUUUUUAAUCAUGAUAGGAAACCUUGCAGCAACAUGAAAAGGCGAUGGAAAAAAGAACGCUACGCAUCGAUCCCAAAUGUCUUCACUGGACACCGAAAGAUUGGUCGAAACGAGCCAAAUGGUAGUUGGCGACGUCUAUGCAGUUUGGAAGAUCAUCGGACAACGGUAACAACUUAUCCUACUGUUUUUGCGGUAGUCAAUACAUAGUAAAAUAGUAGAUUUGUAGCAUUUCUCAAAAAGUGUAUUAUUAGAUAUGAUUGUAUGGUUAGUAUAGUAGUACCUUAAUAUGUAUUGAAGUAUUGUGUAUUCUACCUCGUACAUAGCAACAUAGUAUCUUAUUACUAUUAGUAAAUUGUAAAUAUCUGUCCAGUACUAAGGCUGUUCAGGGUUUUAACUUCAAUUUUAAGUAUUAUAAUCAAAUCUUUGCCUUUCAUUUGGCCUAAUCUUAUUGUCAUGUGUCCGAAUUCAACAAAAGAGGUGUUUUAUUUUUCCUAAAAUGUGGAUAUUGUGAUACCACCAAUGACCUACUUUUCAAAUUUAAAGAAAAUGAUUGUUUUUUUUUACCGUAAGGUUUAAAAUCCCUUACUUACAAGUUUUAUUAAGAAAUAGUUUCGUGAUUGAUGUGUCUUACUUAACUUUCUCGAUUUUAUUUCUGCUUCUUUUACCUGAUUUGGAAUGUAAUUUAAUAAGUUUUAAUGUUAGUUCUAAAUAAUUUCAUUUCACCAUUCCUUAAAGUUGCACUUUUUGAGAACUGCAAGAAGAUAUAGAUAAUAAUUUCUAGUCUCAACAAAGACCGGUUCAUUUCUAAAUAACAAAAUGUGAGAUUGUGUUGUGUAUGAUUGAAAUUCUGUUCAGUAAUGCUCGCUACAUUAGCCACGUAAGAUAUUCAAUACAUUUCGAUAUGUAAGCCCUUAUUGUGAUAUUAAAUAAUAUCAGUUUUUAAUUA